AUGUCGGAUGCUGAAAAGCAGAUGUAUGACGAUGUCGCUGGCGACUACGACAUCAUUUGGGCAACACCCGCAGUACGCAUUCUCUGGACGCUACUCGAUAGGAAUCUCCAAGAGCUUGGUGACUGGAAUGGUGCUCAGGUUCUCGACUUAGCUUGUGGUACGGGUAUUGGGCUUCGAGAGGCCCGAAAAUUCGGCGCAAAGGGUUUGGUUGGUAUCGAUAUCUCCAAAGAGAUGAUCGACGUCUGCAAAGCCACUACAAGGGAUGCCGACCAGUUCCAGCUUCACGUGGCCGAUUGCUCUCAGUCUCUAGACCACCUAGGUCUGCAGCCCAAGUCAUUCGACCUGGUGAUCGGAAUGUGGCUACUCAACUAUGCUGAAUCAGCCGCACAAUUGGAGGGAUUCUGGUCAAAUAUUGCAAAGUACCUCAAACCAAAUGGAACCUUCCUUGGCAUAAUUCAAAAUCAGGAGAAAUUUCAGCCAGAGUCGAUGAAGACGCUCAAGUAUGGUGCUCGAGAAAGCAAUAUCCAGCCCCUACCUUCUGGAGACGGUGUGAAGAUGCAUGUGGAGUUUGAUACAGUGCCUAAGGUUGAGUUUGAUACAUAUGUGUUGAAGAAGGAAAUCUUCGAAGGAGCAGCGGCGAAUGUGGGAUUGAAGAUAUUGAAAUAUGUAAAACCCGACAAGACAAUUCUGACAGCCGAGGAGCAAGAAGACAUUGACUGGUGGCAGGAGCUCCUUGAUGAGUAUCCUAAUCAACUUGUCAUAGCAACCGCGGCUUGA
Molecule: messenger RNA, 777 nt
Organism: Exophiala bonariae
Lineage: Eukaryota; Fungi; Ascomycota; Eurotiomycetes; Chaetothyriales; Herpotrichiellaceae
Exons: 1
Coding region: 1-777 (258 amino acids)
Biological process (GO): 7-methylguanosine mRNA capping
Cellular component (GO): nucleus
Molecular function (GO): mRNA 5'-cap (guanine-N7-)-methyltransferase activity
Source: RefSeq, a predicted model, not a curated record